UCCGAUCCCAGAAACCUCUUGAAUGGUUAAAAUGGAUCUGUCUGAGAAAAUUUCAUUCAUGUUUCUAUUGUUUCAGGUUGUCUUGUCUGGAGUUGCAGGACAAACAAAUAACCUUAUUCACCAGAAUAAUAAUGGCCUUUCUUAUGGUUUCUACGACCAGUCUUGCCCUCAACUAGAGACCAUUGUUCGAGGUGCUACCCAAACGUUCCUCCUCUCCGAUCCCACCACCCCCGCCGCCUUGCUAAGGCUCAUGUUCCAUGACUGCCAAGUUCAGGGGUGUGAUGCGUCUAUACUUAUUGAUUCAUUCCAAUCGGAGAUGCGGUCCGGUAAGAACUUUGGCGUACAAAAGAGGGAGGUGAUAAACGCAAUCAAGUCGGUGGUGGAAGCUGCGUGCCCGCGGCGAGUCUCCUGCGCCGACAUUCUCGUAUUAGCGGCUCGCGACUCGGUUGCGCUGUCCGGAGGACCGCCGAUUGAUGUUCCCUUGGGCCGUAGAGAUUCCUCCGAUCCUCCCGAUUAUAGGUUGGCCGACUCUUUGCUCCCUCCGGCCACCACCGGAGUCGACGACAUGCUCCACCUUUUCGGCCAGAAAGGUCUCACCGUUGAAGAAUCCGUCGCCAUUAUAGGAGCCCAUACAAUCGGAGCAACGCAUUGUGUUAACGUUCGGAGACGUUUGUUCGAUUCAAAGGCUCAACGGGGGAGUGAAGUUCCGGCGGACUUGGCGGCGUUGCUAAGUUUGAACUGUCCGAUGGGAGCGUCAAGCGCGAACAUCUCCACCGUGCCCAACGACCGCACCUCUCUAACGUUUGACAACCGCUACUACGUUAACGCCGUGAGCGGGCGGGGAGUCCUGAACAUUGACGCCGCGAUGCCGAUCGACCCGCGGACCGCCGGCCACGUCAAACGUUUUGCGGCCAACGGGGAAGAGUUUUUCCGGGCUUUCUCGUCGGCGUUCGUCAAGCUUUCUUCUUCGAAUGUUCUUACUGGGAAUCGCGGCGUGAUUAGGAGGAACUGCAACACAUUGUAUUAGGAAAACGUCAGUCACAAUUAUUAUCUUGUGACAUUUACUUGUUACACAAUUAUUAUAUUCUUAAUUGUUAUUAAGAAGUUAUGGUUUAUGAAGAUUAUUCAUGUAUGUUUUAUUUUA
Molecule: messenger RNA, 1144 nt
Organism: Ipomoea nil (Japanese morning glory)
Lineage: Eukaryota; Viridiplantae; Streptophyta; Magnoliopsida; Solanales; Convolvulaceae
Product: peroxidase 29
Exons: 3
Coding region: 23-1027 (334 amino acids)
Biological process (GO): response to oxidative stress; hydrogen peroxide catabolic process
Molecular function (GO): peroxidase activity; heme binding
Source: RefSeq, a predicted model, not a curated record